UACUCGUACCGGUACCAGUGUGCUGGUUGAGGUAUUAGAACCGUCAUCAUCACCACAGUUGACUAUUACAACUUUUGAAGCACUGUCAAGAAAAUUCGGGAAAGCYAUCCAGAAACAUUUUUUCUGAAUUACAAAGCAGAAUGGCAUCAAUUUAUUCUUCGGGUCUUGUCAUCGCAGCGGGGACUUACGAUGGUGUUUUAGCUGGCUGGGAAUUUGGCGAGAAGAGCAAAGACRGCACGGCUACGACAGAAGGUAGUUCACUUACUCUCAGCUUUGCCACGGCUGUUCAUGAUGGAUCGAUUAGAAGUUUGUGCAUAGCGGGAAACGCAAACAAGAACCAACCAGGUGCACUGCUGUCCUGCGGCUACGACGAAAGUCUGAAAACACAUGACUGGAGCAAGCGGCAGACAUCAUCCGGAGAAGUUCGAACGCCAAAUGGAUUUGGGACGCCAAUGUGCAGCAUGUUUGCCCCUCCGACAGGUCAUUCAACGCACUGCAUCGUUGGAUUUUCCAGUGAGGGCAAAAUCUGUAUCUACAAAAAGCGUGACUGGUCAAUUCAGCACGUCUUGAACGGCCACGAAGGGGGGAUAGGUAGCUUGGCAGUCCAUCCCACGGGGAAGUUGGCUGUGAGCGGUGGUGUAACUGAUGGCAAAUUGAAAUUAUGGGACUUGACGAAGGGUCGGCUUGCAAUGGUAAAUAAAAUCAAUCCCAGGUCCACAUUGGGAGGUCGUGCUCGAUAUGAUCCAAUCACGAGUGUAAUUUGGUCGAAAGAGGGUGAUUUUUAUGCCCUUUCACAUGGUUCUCACAUUACUGUUCGGGAAGUGGCUACUGGAAAAGCAUUGUURGACGUGGAAAUGCCAAGUAAAGUGAAUCAAGUUGCGCUCAUGUCUGGACCCGAAGGUCUUUUCGUAGUAGCAGCAUGCAACGAUGGGUCUUUGCCUGUUCUUGCGGUGGAAGAUAGUGACGACGAAAACCGUAAAGCAAUCAUGGCCAUCGAACCGGUAGACUCUCAUUUGGCACGAGARGAAAGAUUCAAAUGUAUACAGAGUGUCCGUGGCUACUUUAUUGUAACUUCAAAYAGUGCGGGUGUUGUAAGCCUGAUGAAUUUGCAAGGUGCUGUCAACAUGAUGAUGUCACCGCAACAAGAGGGCGAAAACUCCCGUUCAGACAGCGACGGAAGUGAAGACGAAGAAAGCGAUGACGAUAGUGAUAUGGAAUUGGCGGUGGACAUAGUCGAAAGUGUUCGGUUAGGGACUGGUGCCCGUAUUACAUGCCUAGCCGCUUGGUGCAAAACAGAAGAGAGUCAGAUUGAGGAGGUUGAACAAAAACACGUAUCAGAAGUGAAGAAAGAAAAGAAAAAGAAUGAAUCAAUCGAGAAGCCACUCAAGCGCAAAAUGGAAAGUAGRGUCGAUGACUCUAUGGAUAGCGAUGCAGUAAAGAAGGCCAGGUCACUUGUCAAAAAGGCGAAGAAAUUAAAAAGCAAGAAAGAAAAAAAGAAAGCUAAAAAAUAAAGCGCUCUUGUCUUUUUUCGACAAAUAAGUUAAACUUCGAAUGAUUUUUGCUUCAAAUGAUUUCAACAACCAUAACUUUCCUAUAUGCACCGUAAAAGUGGAGAUGAGCAAGACUUUUUGCUAUCGAUUUGCUCUUGCAUGGAUCUUUCUAAAGAAAGAAACUUCAAACUUUGCAGCGCKUACUAGAAAAAAUAAUGAAAUAAAAUCUGCACA
Molecule: messenger RNA, 1724 nt
Organism: Pseudo-nitzschia multistriata
Lineage: Eukaryota; Bacillariophyta; Bacillariophyceae; Bacillariales; Bacillariaceae
Source: the annotation of a GenBank genome assembly